Rhinolophus ferrumequinum (greater horseshoe bat) is the source of this 5348-nucleotide messenger RNA. It is a transcript of the gene IL6ST, whose product is annotated as interleukin 6 cytokine family signal transducer. Gene Ontology annotation, biological process: positive regulation of tyrosine phosphorylation of STAT protein; cytokine-mediated signaling pathway. The record is from RefSeq and is a predicted model, not a curated record. Gene Ontology annotation, molecular function: cytokine receptor activity; cytokine binding. Gene Ontology annotation, cellular component: external side of plasma membrane; CRLF-CLCF1 complex; signaling receptor complex. The coding region runs from base 314 to 3097 and encodes 927 amino acids. The transcript is spliced from 17 exons. Lineage: Eukaryota; Metazoa; Chordata; Mammalia; Chiroptera; Rhinolophidae.
CGCAUUGCCCCGCUGCGGGAGGAGGGCCGCGUGCCGUGUCUGCGGGAAGGAGUAGGGAGCCAGUGGGAGCUGAGGCAAGAGGCCCGGAGGCCCGCGGAGUCGCGCGGGGAACCCCCGGACGCAGCUGAGCGGGAGCCGCGGUCGCCGGGCGGACAGCCCGGAUAGGGCCUAGAGCGGAGAAGGAGAAGGACGUGCGCUCUGGAGACGCGGAGGAUCGAGGCGCCGCGGCCUGAGUGAGACGCAAUGAAAAGAGCAUGACAUUUGGAGGCGAAAACCUUGGUUUCAAACCCCUGCUUCUUCACUUACUAAUUUUAUGAUUUGGAAGUAUCUAUGCAAGAUGUUGACACUGCAAACUUGGACAGUGCAAGCCUUGUUUAUUUUUCUCAGCACUGAAUCUUUAGGUGAACUUCUAGAUCCAUGUGGUUAUAUCAACCCUGAAUCUCCAGUUGUACAACUUGGUUCUAAUUUCACUGCAGUUUGUGUGCUAAAGGAAAAAUGUAUGGAUUAUUUUCAUGUAAAUGCUAAUUAUAUUUUCUGGAAAACAAAUCAUGCUACUGUUCCUCAUGAACAAUAUACUGUCAUAAACAGAACAGCAUCUAGUGUCACUUUUACAGAUAUAUCUUUAUUAAAUAUUCAACUCACUUGCAACAUUCGUACAUUUGGACAGAUUGAUCAGAACGUGUAUGGAAUCAGAAUAAUUUCAGGCCUGCCUCCAGAAAAACCUAAGAAUUUGAGUUGCAUUGUGAAGGAAGGAGAAAAAAUGACAUGUCAGUGGGAUCCUGGAAGGGAAACAUACCUGGAAACAAACUUCACUUUAAAAUCUGAGUGGGCGACAGAGAAGUUUGAUGAUUGUAAAACAAAACGUGACAACCCUACCUCAUGCACUGUUGAUUAUUCUCCUGUAUAUUUUGUCAACAUUGAAGUCUGGGUAGAAGCAGAAAAUGCACUUGGGAAAGUUGCAUCAGAUCAUAUCAAUUUUGAUCCUGUAGAUAAAGUGAAGCCCUUUCCACCACAUAAUUUAUCAGUCAGCAACUCAGAGGAACUGUCUAGUAUCUUAAAACUGACGUGGAUCAACUCAAGUAUUAAGAGUUUUAUGAAACUGAAAUACGACAUUCAGUAUAGGACCAAAGAUGCUUCCACCUGGAGCCAGAUUCCUCCUGAAGAUACAGCAUCCACCCGAUCUUCAUUUACUGUCCAGGACCUUAAACCUUUUACAGAAUAUGUCUUUAGGAUUCGCUGUAUGAAGGAAGAUGGUAAAGGAUUCUGGAGUGACUGGAGUGCAGAAGAAAGUGGGAUUACAUAUGAAGAUAGACCAUCCAAGGCACCAAGUUUCUGGUAUAAGAUGGAGCCAUCCCAUACUCAUGGCUGUAGACCUGUACAACUCAUAUGGAAGACAUUGCCUCCUUUUGAAGCCAAUGGAAAAAUUUUGGAUUAUGAAGUGACUCUCAAAAGAUGGAAAUCACAUUUACAAAAUUACACUGUUAAUGACACAAAACUGACAGUAAAUCUCACAAAUGAUCACUAUAUAGCAACUCUGACAGCAAGAAAUCUGGUUGGCAAAUCUGAUGCAUCUGUUUUACCUAUCCCUGCCUAUGACUUUCAAGCUGCUCGCCCCGUAACGGAUCUUAAAGCAUUUCCCAAAGAUAACAUGCUUUGGGUAGAAUGGACUGCUCCAAAUGAACCCGUAAACAAGUACAUACUUGAGUGGUGUGUGUUAUCAGAUAAAUCACCCUGCGUCCCAGACUGGCAACAAGAAGAUGGUAAUGUACAUCGCACCUAUUUAAGAGGAAACCUAGCAGAGAGCAAAUGUUAUUUGAUAACAGUUACUCCAGUGUAUGACAAUGGACCAGGAAGCCCCCAGUCUAUAAAGGCAUACCUUAAACAAGCUCCACCUUCCAAAGGACCUACUGUUCGGACAAAAAAAGUGGGGAAAAAUGAAGCUGUCUUAGAGUGGGACCAGCUUCCUGUUGAUGUUCAGAAUGGAUUUAUCAGAAAUUACACAAUAUUUUAUAAAACCAACAUUGGAAAUGAAACCGCUGUGAAUGUGGAUUCUUCCCACACAGAAUAUACGCUGUCCUCUUUAACUAGUGACACUUUGUAUAUGGUACGAAUGGCAGCAUACACAGACGAAGGUGGAAUGGAUGGUCCAGAAUUCACUUUUACUACACCAAAGUUUGCUCAAGGAGAGAUUGAAGCCAUAGUUGUACCUGUUUGCUUAGCAUUCCUAUUGACAACCCUUUUGGGAGUAUUGUUCUGCUUUAAUAAACGAGAUCUAAUUAAAAAACACAUCUGGCCUAAUGUUCCAGAUCCUUCAAAGAGUCAUAUUGCCCAGUGGUCACCUCACACACCUCCUAGGCAUAAUUUUAAUUCAAAAGAUCAAAUGUAUUCAGAUGGCAAUUUCACUGACGUAAGUGUUGUGGAAAUAGAAGCUAAUGACAAAAAGCCUUUUCCAGAAGAUCUGAAAUCAUUGGACCUAUUCAAGAAGGAGAAAAUUAGUACUGAAGGACACAGCAGUGGCAUUGGAGGGUCUUCAUGCAUGUCAUCUUCUAGGCCAAGCAUUUCUAGCAGUGAUGAAAAUGAAUCUGCACAAAACACUUCAAGCACUGUCCAGUAUUCCACUGUGGUACAUAGUGGCUACAGACACCAAGUUCCAUCAGUCCAAGUGUUCUCAAGAUCUGAAUCUACCCAACCCUUGUUGGAUUCUGAAGAACGGCCAGAAGAGCUACAGCUGGUAGAUAAUGUAGAUGGCAGUGACGUCAUUCUGCCCAGGCAACAGUAUUUCAAACAAAACUGCAGUCAACAUGAAACCAGUCCAGAUGUUUCACAAUUUGAAAGGUCAAAGCAAGUUUCAUCAGUCAAUGAUGAAGAUUUUGUUAGACUUAAACAGCAGCAGAUUUCAGAUCAUAUUUCACAGUCCUAUGGAUCUGGGCAAAUGAAAAUGUUUCAGGAAGUUUCUGCAGCAGAUGCUUUUGGUCCAGGUACUGAGGGACAAGUCGAGAGAUUUGAAACAGUUGGGAUGGAGGCUGUGAUUGAUGAAGGAAUGCCAAAAAGUUACUUACCACAGACUGUAAGACGAGGUGGCUACAUGCCUCAGUGAAAGACUAGUUCUUGUUAAAAUUUCAGCAGUACCUGUAAAGUAAAGCUAAAAAUAUUUUAUCUGUAAUUUCAGAUAAAAAUAAUCUUCACUCACUGAAGAUGAUCAUUUGCCCUUAAGGACAAGAAUGUACUGUCCUCCCACAUGGGCUAUUUCUAUCCCAGAAAACUUGGGAUUCUACUUUAAGCACUACAGAAACUGACUUCCUCCUCUGAAUAGCUGAAUGACUUUGUGCUGUUUCAGGAUGUUUGCACUGAAGAAAAACAGAAAGCUUCUCUGAAAUUUAUAAACUAAAACGGUUACCUAAAAAACAAAGUGUAUUUAAAUAAUAAGCGGUGAUAAACUUAGCACAGCUAUACUGAUUUUAAUGCGUAUAGCCAUCAAAUAAAGUGGCCCUAGGGAAAGAUAAUAUAAAGAAUUAGAGGAGCAAGGUCUAGACCUUGCUAAUUUAUGCUACAUCAGCUGACGACAAUUUUAAAAGAGGUCCAGGCAGCCUAACUAUUAUGUAUGAGCCUAACUUUUGUUGCCUGACCCCGCCCUCCAAAAAAAAAAAAUUGCGCUCAUUUGUACUCAUACCAACACAUAAAAUAUUAGUUUUCUUUCAUUGGUAAUGAUGCUGCCAGUUACUGGAGAAGAGAAACUCUGGAGUUUUAACUUGGCAAAUUAAUAAAUUUUUGAAUAUAAUCAGUAAUCUAAAUUUCCAAAAAUUUGUUAUCAUUAUUAACAAUCUCUUUGAAGGUCCAUUUUACAAAUUCAGCCAAGUUCCCAGAUAAGAGCUAGGAAUGAAAGCCAAACUAAAACAUUUAAAAAGUUCUUUGCCAUUUAUAAAGGCUUAAAUUGUUAACAUUUUUUAUAUAAACAUUAACCCUUCUUGUUAAGAGUUCAGAGAAUUUAGUUGAUGAAGCACUUUAUACAAUGUUUUCAGCUUGAAAUGUGUUUUAAUAUGUUUAGUUUUUAUUUUUAUGUAGGCCAAGAUUGAAAAUUCUUUUUUCUAGUAGAUGUUUGAAGCAAACUAAGUUAGAGGACUUGGGCAGCUUUCACCAAAACAAAACACAAUCUCAAAAAUCUACAUACUGAUCUUAGUAAAUAUCACAGUUACUAUUUUAAUAUCUGCCAGUCUGAGGUAGGUGGAACUUAGUUCUACAUUGUGAUUUAGGAAUAUUUUAAACCUCUUCCCACACGUUCUGUUUUUCGGGGAAAGUGAGCCAGUCCUCCAGAGUUUAGUGCUCAACCCACUUUCGCGUUGAUGCCUCCUCCCAGCCCCAACAUUUGAUGAGGAGGUAGGGGCUAAGGGUAGGAGCUGAGUACAUAAGAAAAAAUUGUCAUAAAUCAUUAGUUGCUGAGUAUUGCUAUCAAGUAAGUUUGGAGAAACAGGUUUUGUUUUUCUGUCAUUUAGGUUACAGAAAUCAGGCCAACUUACAAUAGUUUGUAGAAGUUAAUGAAGAAUAAAAGGCUAAGAAAAAUUGGUAUACAUUCACAGUUGAAAUAGAAUUCUACUCAUUAUCAGAAUUUUGUUCACAUUAGACUUUUUGUUACACUUCAUCCUUUGUAUUCUUGCCUAAUACUUUUCAGAGUUCUUACAUAUGUAUGGUCUUUGUGAGACAGAGCAGAUGCUUUAUUUUUAUAUAUCCAGUAAUAUUUUAGGUGAGACCAACAUGAGAUGGAUAGAAUGACAGAAUUAGAAGUAUAUGAGGAAAAUUAGGCACAGAAAGGUCAAGUAGGGACAGAGAGACCCCAGACUCACACUACAGAAUAAUGGCAUCACCACCAUUUAAGUUAGGCAUCAAAGGCUGGUCCAAAGCUGCAUUAGAUUUAUGUUGUUAAAUGUCUCAAGAAAUUUAUGUUUCAUUUCCUCAAAAUAAGUAGUCACGUUAUUGCAAUCAUGUUUAGUUGUAAACUUUCUCAUAACAAACAGCAGUGAUAGAAGAACAUUAUAUUGUGAAGUUUGUACAUGGAGGGGGUCAGUUAGAAAAUGUGGACUCGUGAUAUAAGAGAAUGAGAAUGAAAAGUCAUUUAAGAAAGGAUAUAGUAUAAGCACAUUUCUCUGUUGAGACUUGAACAGAACAUGGUGCUGUGAGUGAAUGCCUCCCCACCACACGAUCACUUCAGACAAAUGGAUAUGGUUACUGUGCAAAAAUCUAUUCAGGAAAUAAACAUAAUUUCAUCACUAACACGUAAUACAUAUUUUUGCCCCAAAAAAGAAAAGAAAUGAAUUGUUUUUUAAGUACAAAAUAACUUUGCUAAGGCAUGUCUU